UGUUUGAAAACGUCAAUGUGAUCACAUCUACCUAACGUUUGUGCGCGCGACUUCAUCGCGUUUCAUUUCGCGAUAAAAGUUCUUCCUGACAAGAAGUUUUGGGAAUUUGGUUCUUAACAGUGAGAAUUGAAAAAAAAAAAUAAAGUCAAUUCCAAUGAAAAGACAAAGAUCCAAAUAGGAUCUACUGCCAAAAAAAAAUUAAUUUAAUACCCAAAAAAUUAUGAGGAAUUGCAAAAUGUUUAAAUGGAUUUUACUAGUGAUCAGUGUAAAUUUUGUGAAUGGUUUAAGGAACAGCAGCAUAACUUUAAAUAAUCAAAAUGUGACUUUUAGUGCUUCGCUGACUGAAGCAUCAUUUUCAAGACAUCAUUUACCUUGGUUCCUUAAACUAUCACCAUUUUUCGACUUAACGAAAGUUCCACAAGUCAGUGAGACAUGCAGACAUGAUUUUCAGAUAUUUUUGGACGCGUUAGAUCGCCUGGAUUUAUGGGCACUUAAAAUGCAUGAUGCAACUGCUAAGCUUCCAUCCGGCGUGUUCAAUGGUAAUUUGAAUCAGUACGGCGAUUAUGAUAUGUGCCUUGAUGUUAUUGCAAGUGAAGAUGAAUUUCAAGGAAAAUAUUGCAUUGCUUAUGUUCAGCCACGAUCAAGAAAUGGCACAUUUAAGGACUUAUUGAAGCUCGUUCAAUCGCAUGAGUUCUUUAAAAGUAAUUUUGAUGAUUGCGGCCACAGAACUCCCCGAUUCUCGCAUAUCAAUUGGGCAGUUUGCAUACCAUCGUCAUGCAGUGCAAAAGAUUUAGAGAUAGGCAUUAAGACAUACUUGGAUGAAUAUUCCGAAAAUACCGAUAUUAUUAUAGACGUCAAGGUCGAUGAGGAUAUGUGUCAAUUGAAAAGAGAGACGAGUAUUAAUGCUCUGGAUAAAAAUACGAGACGUGUUAUAAUUCUGCUCGUGACAAUCCUCUUCAUUUGUGCUUUAAGCACAAUUUAUGACAUGAGAACGCAAAUGCCAAAAAAUGAGUGGUUCACGACAUUUUCACUUUCAAGAAACAUACAAGAGUUACUAAACACUGAUGAAAAUCCAAAUGAUAUUCAAACUGUUCAUGGCAUACGAAUGCUUAAUGCUCUCGUGCUUAUGGCUACACACAAGUCAAUGAGCAUUCUCUUCAAUCCAUUCACAAAUCGUUCCGAAAUGACGAAGCGUUUGGCGAAUCCAUUUUUAUUGGUCUACGCAUCAGCAGCUAGUCUGUACACAGAUGUAUUUCUAAUGUUAAGCGGCUGUCUCACAGUUUACACUUUUUAUGGGCGUUUACAAAAGGGCAAACAAGUUAAGCUUUGGCGUGAAAUACUUGAUCGAUACUUUAGAAUCAUUCCGUCUGUCAUCUUCCUGAUUCUAUUUUGUACCUUUGUGUUACCGCUGCUUGGAUCAGGUCCAAUGUGGAAUUUAGUUGUGACAUCACAUGCUGAGAUUUGUAAGAAAUAUUGGUGGAGAAAUAUGCUGUUCGUCCAGAAUUGGUUUGGUUACAAUUCAAUUUGUUUGACAAACACACAUCAUGUUGGAAUUGACAUGCAACUUUUCGUUGCGGCAACAAUAUUGACACCAAUUUUAUACAAGUAUCCAAAGAGAGGUCUUCAACUUAUUAUAGGACUUGCACUCUUAUCGACAAUUGCUCGAUUUUAUGUAACCAUCAUUCAUGAGUUAUCAAUCCACAUCUUUUUCGGCAUUUCAUUACAAAAGAUUGCUGAAGUUGCUGACCGAAUGUACAUCAUACCACCAUUUAGAUUUACUGUUUAUUCAAUGGGAAUGCUUCUUGGAUAUAUUCUUAGAAAACAUAAGAAUUACAUUCCAAGUGACAAAAUAGUUCGUCUUGGAUGGUCAACAGCGUUCCUAUCAUUUGUGAUUACUUCCAUUGCAUCAAUUCGUCUAAAUUUUCCAGAUCAUGUUUAUAAUAAAUUAGAGUCUGGAGUUUAUGCAGCUUUUGCACCUGCAGGCUGGUGUCUAUUUUCAGCAUGGAUUAUUUAUAUCUCUGAGAAGGGGUCCAAGAGUCCGAUUGUGCAAAUCUUUAGAUUAAAAGUUCAAAGAUUCUUUACCAAAAUCGCCUUUGCUGUGUAUCUUACGCAGUUUCCUAUAUUCUUCUACAAUGUCGGUAAGGUGCGGAACGCAGAAUAUUUCGAGUUUUGGAAAGUUAUGUAUAACGUGGAAGAGCUUACUACAAUUUUCGUAUGUUCGGUUAUUUUGCAUUUAUUGAUUGAAGCACCAUUCAACAACAUUCGAAAACUUAUAUUCGACAAAAAAGUGGUUACAGUGAAGAAGGUUGACUAAUUGAUGCCAUAUUCCUGCCGAUUUAUUUCUCGGUUCCUCAAAACAAUUUAAAUAUUGGGAAUCUGUCCGAGAAAUCUGUACGUGUAUAUAAUAUUUCUAAGUUUUAUUAGUUUUUAAACAUUCUAAGUCAUUAGAAGAGUUCUGCUGUGUAUGAUGAUUAUAUAAAUAUAUAAUCUUUUGUUUUACAUAAGACAAUCACCAAUAAAUUAAACAACUCUAGGCUUUAAGACUUAUUUAACGAAAGAAGGGGUGCAUUGAUGGGAUUUUGAAGUUUUCGGUCAAGAUUUUGCAUUUUUGAAGGUUAUUUAAGCAUCAUUGAUAAAACUUAACGUGUAGCUUAAUAAUUCUAAAAACCUGUAUCUUAAAAUGCAACAUCUUGUAUUAAAUUUUUAACAUCAGGCCCCUCUCUUUGAUAUUUAAAUUUUUUUGCGUUCUUUUUUUCGAAAAGGCAAGAAAUACGUAGAUUAAUAUUAGCAUAGGAAUCAUCUAAAAACUAUUCUCAUUUAUAGAGGAUAUACUGAUACAGCGACAAAUGUUUGAUUAGAUAAAUCAUAAGUUUUAUACAUCUAUAACUUACUAUAAGAUAUAUACACAAAUACUUAUGAAGAAGGAACAUCUCUUAGCAGAUAUUGCUAAUUUAAAUAACUGAUCAGUCACGAUAAUUUUUUAUACGAAGAACAUUUCUUUCUAUUGCUGUUAUUGCUAAAAAUUUGAACGUGUCAUUUUUGGCAAAUAUUUCAAUAAAUGAAUGUGGAGUCGUUCACAAAUGAUGUUUAUGACAUGUGAAACAAUAGUUAAUCAGUUCAGCAUCUCUGGUUUAAAAUUUAAAUUUCAAAAAAAUAAGAAUUCUUCUCCACUAAAGGGUAGACAUCAUUAGUGAACGUCUCGCAUAUGACAAUGUAUAUAAAAGAUUUUUGGAAGGAGAUAAAAGAAUAAAAAAUUCAAAAUUCUAUGAGAAUGAU
Chironomus riparius is the source of this 3276-nucleotide messenger RNA. The record is from the annotation of a GenBank genome assembly. NCBI's taxonomy places the organism in Eukaryota, Metazoa, Arthropoda, Insecta, Diptera, Chironomidae.